Messenger RNA from Acanthamoeba castellanii str. Neff, 1551 nucleotides. RefSeq names its product amino acid permease superfamily protein. Lineage: Eukaryota; Discosea; Longamoebia; Acanthamoebidae. Gene Ontology annotation, molecular function: transmembrane transporter activity. Gene Ontology annotation, cellular component: membrane. The coding region runs from base 1 to 1551 and encodes 516 amino acids. The record is from RefSeq and is a predicted model, not a curated record. Gene Ontology annotation, biological process: transmembrane transport. The transcript has 11 exons.
AUGGAAGCGCAGGAGAAGGGCAAGGAGGGCGGUGGUGGUGAGAUGCUGCGGAGUACGGAGAAGGACCCGCACGGCGACACGAGCAUGCUGCAGUCCUUCGGGUACGAUCAGGAGCUGUCGCGCUCGCUUGGGCCGCUCACCUCGUUCGGCCUGGCCUUCUCCUACACGUCGCCCACCGUGGGCGCCUACACCCUCUUCGCCUUUGGCCUUGCCACCGGCGGAGGGCUCUUCAUCUGGGGUCUGCCGAUCGUGGUGGCAGGCCAGGUCCUUGUGGCGCUCAUUUUUGCAGAGUUGGCGGUGAUCUACCCGAUGGCCGGUGCGCUCUACCAGUGGGCACGGCGGCUCAUCGGACCACGAUACGGUUGGCUCGUGGGAUGGGCUUACUGCUGGGCGUUGCUGAUCACCAUCGCUGCGGUGGACCUGGGCGCUGCGCCGUUCGUGUUGGAGACGCUCGGCCUUCGCCCGUUUGGCUCGGCAGGAGGAGAGGGUGUAGAGGAGUCGUCGGUUGGUGAGGUGGGUAUCGCUCUGCUCGUGUGCGCGCUACAGACGACCAUCAACAUCGGCGGUGUGCGAAUCACCACCCUGCUCACCAACGUUGGCAUGAUCCUCGAGUUCAUCAUGACGCUUGGGAUAGCCCUCUUUCUGUUGGUGAGUUCUGGGCCUCACCAACCCUACUCCUCGGUGUUCGAACCAUCGCCGUCAUACACCGGCAACUUGCCCUUCCUGUCGGCCAUUCUGUCUCAAGCCUUCAUCUUCUACGGGUUCGAGAGUGCGGCGGCGGUGAGUGAGGAGGUGCGGGACAGCCGCAAGUCCGUUCCACGUACCAUGGUCCUCAGCUUGAUCAGCGCUGCCUUCGCCGUUCUGCUCCUCCAAUCCCGACCUGACCUCAGCACCACCUCGAUCUCGGCGAUCUUUCAGAUCUGCUAUGUUUCGUGCGCCGGCGCGGAGCAAGCCGCCAUCGCCCGCAUGAUCUGGGCGUAUGCUCGUGAUGACGUGCUUCCCUUCUCAUCGUGGCUGAAGAAGGUUUCGCCCAGGACUCAGGUUCCUGUCAACGCCACACUGGUGGCUGCCGCAAUCCCGAUGUGCGUGAUGCUCACUACCCUCAUCCGCGUGGGCAAGCUCAAUGUGCACGAAAUCGUUGUGGAUUACUGUAUCGCCGGAGGCCGUCUCGACAAGCACACCCUCCUCACCGAACAAACUACCCACCACAGCGACUACUUUGGGUUGGGCAAGUUGCGAUUGCCUGUGGGCAUUGGAGCGUUGGUGUACGGCGUGGCGAUGAUCGUAAACCUCCUGUGGCCUCGCCCCGUCGACGAGCUCCGAGGGUGGGUGACGCUGCUGGUCACGGUCGCGGUGUUGGCGGUGGGCGUUGUCGUCGUGCGCGGACGCAACAAGCAGGUGACGUCCCUGUCGGCCUCCUUUCACUUCGAUGAACGAACCUAUCUGCUGGAGGAGGCGAAGCGCUCGCCGGAGGCCCUCAACAUGCGCGCCACGCUGCAUCGACCCCUGUCAUUCUCCAGCGGAGCGCCCAGGCAAGAAAAAGUCUCUUGA